Babesia bovis T2Bo is the source of this 891-nucleotide messenger RNA. RefSeq lists its product as uncharacterized. NCBI's taxonomy places the organism in Eukaryota, Apicomplexa, Aconoidasida, Piroplasmida, Babesiidae. The transcript is spliced from 2 exons. The record is from RefSeq and is a predicted model, not a curated record. The coding region runs from base 128 to 691 and encodes 187 amino acids.
GUGGCAUCACGUGAAUAUCUAAUGCAUUAUUUGCAUUCGAUAAAUCUUGCAUCUCUUAAUACGACGCCUGCAGGUCGUUGAAUGUGUUGCCACUUUAAUAUUUCUGGUUCACCGCAAAUUGAUAAGAAUGGAUGCUAGACAUGCUCGUGCUUACGAUACCUGCUUGGUUGCUCCUGAGCAGGGAUAUUACUCCGGUUUUGCUCCUGACGGUGCGAGAUGUGUAACUGCUGUUCCCGCUCAAGAGGACGGUUAUGUGCUUCCUAAUGGUUACAGGUUUUCUGAUGGCUAUUCAUUGGAUUACCAGCCACUAUCUAAGCAUGUACCUGCUCAGAGCACUUUUGAGUGCAACCCUGAGUUAUUACAGGGUUGUGUGUUUGACGGCGCUCCUCAGGGUGAUUACGUUUAUCCUGCCCCUGAGUAUGUACAGCCUGAUUACAGCUAUGCAGCUCCAGGUUACGGUCAAUAUCAGCAAGUGAUGGGUACUGAGACAGUUCCUAAGGUUGUGGGUGACCCAGCUCCUUUGACUACUGAGUUCUUUGCUUCUAACAAUGCUUUUCAGCGUAUUCCGUUAUGCCCAUCAAGAUCGGUUUUCAGGCGUCGUCGUCAGGGUGACCCUUCCAGUGAGUGGAGCAAUGCUUUUGUGAACGACACUGAUGACCGUUGUGAUGCUACUCCAUGUUGCACGGGUUGAUUUGGGGUUUUGUGUAACUUUUUCGUUGGUUAUAAGGCUCAUUUAGGUCAAGAGCUUACAUCACUUUUCAAUACAGAGUGAUACAUUUGGUGUUUGUUAACCAAUCUAGAAAACGUUAGGGUGGUUGCUGGCAUGAAAACAGGCCUUCGAUGUACACACCAAUUGAAUAAUAUACCUUUAUUAGUAACGUUUGUAUUUAG